Messenger RNA from Calliphora vicina (urban bluebottle blowfly), 682 nucleotides. RefSeq names its product Peptidoglycan recognition protein SA (gene PGRP-SA). The coding region runs from base 16 to 591 and encodes 191 amino acids. The record is from RefSeq and is a predicted model, not a curated record. NCBI's taxonomy places the organism in Eukaryota, Metazoa, Arthropoda, Insecta, Diptera, Calliphoridae. The transcript has 3 exons. Gene Ontology annotation, molecular function: N-acetylmuramoyl-L-alanine amidase activity; peptidoglycan binding; zinc ion binding. Gene Ontology annotation, biological process: innate immune response; peptidoglycan catabolic process.
UAUUAAAAUAAAAAAAUGUAUAAAUCCAUUUUCUUUACCUUAACCAUCAUUUCCAUAGCUUAUAUUGGACUUGCUAAGAAAUCAGACUGUCCACGCAUUAAACUGAAGCGUCAAUGGGGCGGUCAAUUGAGUAAAAUUGUGGACUAUCGUCCCAUACCCAUUAAAUAUGUGGUCAUACAUCAUACCGUGACGCCGGAGUGCACAACAUUUUUAAAAUGUUCAGAAAUUUUGCAGAAUAUGCAGCAUUAUCACAUCAAUGAUUUGGAAUACAAUGAUAUCGGUUACAACUUCCUAAUUGGCGGCGAUGGUGUGGUGUAUGAGGGCACGGGUUGGCGUGUAGCCGGCUCUCACACUUAUGGCUACAAUGCAAAUGGCACCGGCAUAGCUUUUAUAGGCAAUUUCAGUGAAAAAUUACCUAAACAAAUGGCUUUGACUGCUGCCCAAAAACUUUUAGAGUGCGGCGUUAAGAAUGGUGAAUUAGAUGCCAACUAUGAGUUGUUUGCUGCCUCUCAAGUGUCUUCCACCAAAAGUCCAGGUUUGAUUUUGUACAAUGAGAUACAAGAUUGGGAUCACUGGUCGCCUCAUGCUUAAAUAUCAUUUAAAUCAUUUAAUUUGCAUUUAUUAUCACAGUAAUUUUAAGAUACAUUAAUUUUAAAUAAAAAUUAUUAUAAGUUUAACUAAA